Molecule: messenger RNA, 673 nt
Organism: Cucumis melo (muskmelon)
Lineage: Eukaryota; Viridiplantae; Streptophyta; Magnoliopsida; Cucurbitales; Cucurbitaceae
Product: vascular-related unknown protein 1-like
Exons: 3
Coding region: 99-602 (167 amino acids)
Biological process (GO): xylem development
Source: RefSeq, a predicted model, not a curated record
CCCUUUUUCUUUGCCCCCCAACUCCUCCAAACUUCAUUUUAUUGGAAGACCCCUCCCAAUUUUCUAAUCUCUCUUUAAAAAAUCCUUAAAAAUUAUCAAUGGAGAAAUCUGUUUAUUCAUCCGCCCAACAAUUCCCUCACCCAUUGCCUUCCUUUCCCAGCUCCGCCGUGGAAAGCGGUUGGACUGCCUAUUUGGACAACCCCUCCGACGAUGACACCAACACUUACCCCACCUCCUCCUUGCUCUCUGACGCCGCUUCUCACGCUGUCGCUGCCGCCCAUCCUCCAACUACGCUCACCAACCACCUCAAAAUCCCAACCAAGUUGAUUCUCAAGCCUAAACAACCACACUUUUUUGUUGAUACUUCUCUUGAAGAUACUGCCAGUUCUCCUGAUAAUAGCCCCAAGGUUGGUGAUCAUUUGGGGCCGUUCGAUGGGAAUCAUUAUCGGAGAAAGAGUUCACUGGGAAAUGGAGAGAAAUAUAGAGAUCAUGAAAGAAGAUUGGAGAUAGGUUUUAAAAGGAAGGCUUCUGAAUACACAGACUUGAAGAAAAGAGGAUUGUGUUUGGUUCCUUUGUCCAUGCUCACAAAUUACUUGGAUUGAAAAUUUGGUAUACGAGAAGCAUAUAUAGUUCGGUAAAUAAGAUAUAUAUACUUGAUAUUAUCGAUAUUCCA